CUGUCUCCCCAAGUGGCUCGCGGUGGAGAUCAAGACGGGAAUAAGUUCAGGAAGCUCAAUAAGAGGUUAUUUUAGCUGCGCCCAGGUGAGUUUGGAAAGCUGAAGUGGAAAGAGAGGCACAGAGAGAAAGAGAAAUAGAGAGAGGUGCGCACAGAAAGAAACAACCUGGAAAAGCUGCGGAUGCAAAACGUCCCAUUGGCGCACAGAGAGAAACCGGAGCGACUCACCAACUCUAUCAGUUAUAAUACACGUGCCGACUAAGAGAGGAAACAACAAUCAUGAGGAAAUCUUCAUAUACAGCGAGAUCAGCCAGCGCUCGGGUGAGGAGACCAGAAAGAGAGGGAUCUGGCAUCACCAGUCCCACGCUGAAACGGUCAUUUGAGGUGGAGGAGACGGAUUCAUCCACACACCCUUCACCCCUGUCUCGUCGGACCACCAACCCCCUCCGCUCAUCCACCUCCUCCACAUCCAGCCAGCGGAGCUACGACCUGAGCUCCCGCAACUCUGACUAUAGGCCUUCCCCCUCUGAGUCCUCCAAUCCACGUUCCCCAAAGACCGGCAUGAGGCGCAUUGAGUUAGCAGCGGGUCGCAACUCUGACACAGCCUCCUCCCGCCGCACAGAAAUCUCCAUUGAGGUUUCCUCGAAGCAGAUUGACAACUCACCCAGUGCUGGCAUCGCCCGCUUUGGCCUCAAACGGCCCGAGGUCAGCCUUAGCAGUCGGAGUAGCUCCCUGGACAGCUCCUCCAACUCCAUCUCCAGCUCCACAAACAGGCGGGCAGAGCUCAGCAUGACACGAUCCACUGAGCCCCCCGCCCCUCCCAGGAGAAUGGAUGCACAGCUUUCCUCAGCCCCAGUCUCAAGGAUCCCUGAGCCCCCUCAGAGAAGAGCGGAGCCCCCGUCCCCAAUCCUCAGCCAAGUUGAGGGGACUUCCAGGAGGCCAGAGAUGCCUGUCUUCAGACAGCCAGACGGUCUGGUCCCAGGCACUGCAGUGGAGAACAACAACCAUCCACCCCCUGCACCAAGUGCUCCCCUGCCUUCCCUGGCAGAGCCCAGGGUGGAGAGGGUGCAGUCACCUGUCACGGAGCUGCCCACUGCCAGACCAACAGACAGGCCAGAGGUGAUUCCCAGUUACAGCAGCAGUGCCAUGUCUGAGGCGGUGGUGCCGGAUGCAGUGGUGUCCCCAGCAAUGGGUGGCCUGUACGGGGAGAAGGCCGGCGGCCCUGUGGUGGACUUCAGUUAUGUGGGCAUUGACGCCAUUCUGGAGCAGAUGAGGAGGAAGGCCAUGAAGCAGGGUUUCGAGCUCAACAUUAUGGUUGUGGGACAGAGUGGCCUGGGAAAGUCUACUCUGAUGAACACACUUUUCAAGUCUAAAGUCAGCCGCAAAUCAGUGCUGGCCACGGCCCAGGAGAAGAUCCCCAAAACAAUCGAAAUAAAGUCCAUCAGUCAUGACAUUGAGGAGAAGGGAGUCAGAAUGAAGCUGACAGUCAUUGACACGCCAGGCUUUGGAGACCAGAUCAACAAUGAGAACUGCUGGCAGCCCAUCAUGAAGUUCAUUAAUGACCAGUAUGAGGCGUACCUGCAGGAGGAGAUCAACAUCAACAGGAAGAAAAGGAUUCCAGACUCCAGAGUCCACUGCUGCAUAUACUUCAUCCCCCCGACCGGACACUGUCUGCGGCCUCUUGAUGUAGAAUUCAUGAGACGCCUCAGUAAGGUGGUCAACAUUGUCCCAGUCAUUGCCAAGGCGGAUACACUCACCCUGGAGGAGAGGGACUUCUUCAAAAAGAAGAUCAGGGAAGAACUGCGAGCCAAUGGGAUUGACGUGUACCCGCAGAAAGAAUUUGACGAGGAUGCCGAGGACAGAAUGAUCAACGAGAAGAUCAGGGAGAUGAUCCCAUUUGCUGUGGUGGGCAGUGACCAGGAGUACCAGGUCAAUGGCAGGAGGCUGCUGGGGAGGAAAACCAAGUGGGGAACCAUUGAAGUUGAGAACAUAGCCCACUGUGAGUUUGCCUAUUUACGGGAUCUCCUCAUCAGGACCCAUAUGCAGAACAUUAAGGACAUCACCAGCAGCAUCCACUAUGAAAUGUAUCGCGUGAGGCGCCUCAAUGAGAAUAACACAGUGGUGGCUCAUGCCAACGGUAUCCCAGAACAUCAUCUUGCUGCCCAUGAGAUGUAGACGCCACCUGCCCCACUGCAGUUGACCUCAGCAGGGUGUAAUUCAUUUGCUAUGAGACUUUGACCGUCAUUGACAGUCUUCCCACCGCUCUAGCUCUCCACUCCAUCCAUCUUCUUCACACAGGUGGGGUAGAAACUUAAAAGCCUGCCAGAGGGACUUUAUUUUCAGUGACUUCCGGGGGCUGAAUGGACUGUUCACGUCAGUUUAUUGCCUCAUUAACAAACACUAUCCUCUCACUAUCGCUGACAAAGACAGUGAAGAGAAGUUUGAUUCUUUGUAACGUGCUGCAGCUUGAUUUUUUUACCUGCCUUCUUUAUGGUUUUACUUGUGGUGCCAAACAUUAAGCAUCUGCCAAACAGAACGGACUGACGCUUAAUAGCUGUCAGUGUCAGAACUGCCUUAAACAGCCACAUGUUAAUCUCAUCCACUUUUACUUUUUCCAAGUUUGGUGUUUUUUUUAACAGAGCUUCAAAGAAUUCAUGCCAUAACAGAAGCACAGUUUUCUGUCUUUAUGCACACAGCUGUAUCGACCUAUGUGGGAAGUGAUGAUAUUCAUUAUUGCACUUGAUUACUACAUAGUCUGUCAUUGACAAGCAUGUUGAGAGGGUGCUGGGCAGCACUUUGCUAACGUCUGACACACAUACAGUCAUAGCAGUCAGUCUGUGUGAUGCAGCGUCGUUCAACCAAUCCUCUGCUCAUAGGCAAACAGAAAAAGGUUAUCAAAUAGCACAUCAUAUGUUUGAGUUUAUCUUUUUUUGUCACAAGCUGUGUUUUGCUUUAACUGUUAAAUGUUUGUGUCAGAUGUCAGAUCCUUGACGUCUUUUUUUAAAUUCCCAUUAAUAAAUGUCAUUGUUUAUUCAUAGAAAUAUCUUAAGAGUGGUUUAAGACGGAUAAGUAUUUAUGCACGAUAUAAAAUGUGAAAGUUUGUCAUCAGUUGUGGUCUACUUAUUCAGAUUAUUCACACGCAGACACAUACUUUUCCUGCUUUUGGGCCCAUCAUAGUGCCUUAUUUAUUGGAGAAUGUUUGCUAGCAUGUUUGCUGAAACUGGAAAGAGAGAAGGUUUGUUGAGCUACAUUUAGGCAUUUUUCAAUCCUUUUCCCGCAUUUAUCUUGAAAAGAAACCUAUUCUUCCAUUGACCAUCCCACGUUUACUUCUAUUUUCCAUAAUAUGUCAAGGAUCUUUGUCUGUUUGAACCAUAUAUAAUUCCCUAAGCUGUCACUGUCAUGCUCUGUCCUGUAUAUUCUUUUGUGUUCUGAUGCAUUUUUUUGUACUUGUAUUAUUGAUAAUAACAAAUUUUCCUUUAUCUUAUUUUAAUGAAAUAAAGAUUAAAGUUGU
This is a messenger RNA of Chelmon rostratus (copperband butterflyfish), 3510 nucleotides long. RefSeq names its product septin-9-like. Gene Ontology annotation, biological process: cytoskeleton-dependent cytokinesis. Lineage: Eukaryota; Metazoa; Chordata; Actinopteri; Chaetodontiformes; Chaetodontidae. Gene Ontology annotation, cellular component: microtubule cytoskeleton; cell division site; septin complex. Gene Ontology annotation, molecular function: molecular adaptor activity; GTPase activity; GTP binding. The record is from RefSeq and is a predicted model, not a curated record. The coding region runs from base 279 to 2174 and encodes 631 amino acids. The transcript has 12 exons.